AUGGUCUUUUCGAGGCUCUUCCCGAGCGAGAAGUCGGGUGGCGCCGACUCGACCGUCCGCGUCGACCCCGAGGCCAGCGACUCUGAGCCUUCCAUCAUUCACGAUGGCAACCUCGCGUAUACUAGAGCCAAGGGAGGCAACGGCUCCAAGCCCUCGUACCAGGAGGCUGUCGGUGCCCCCGUCGAAUCCGACUCGCCGUUGGGAUACCACGUCAAUUGGAUAGCCGUCAUCUUCCUCAACGUCAACAUGAUGAUCGGAACUGGUGUCUUUUCUACUCCUGCUAGUAUCCUCAACAGAACUGGCUCCAUCGGCCUCGCCUUGAUCUACUGGGUGAUUGGAUUCCUCAUGGCCUCGGCUGGGUUCAGCGUCUAUCUCGAAUUGGCCAGCUACUUCCCCAAUCGAAGUGGUUCGGAAGUCGUCUACUUGGAACAGCAGUAUCCCCGCCCGAAGCACUUCUUCCCCGUUGCUUUUGCGGUCCAGUCUGUGAUUCUGUCGUUCAGCAGUAGUAAUGCGGUCGUUCUGUCUCGAUACCUGUGGAGAAUGGCCGAUAUCACGCCGUCAGAGUGGCAGAUGCGAGCCGUCGCGAUUGCGGCUUACACCCUCGCCGUUAUCUGCGUCCUGGCACACAACAGAUACUCCCUCUGGCUCGUCAACUUCAUCGGCGUCCUCAAGCUUCUCACCCUCGUCUUCAUCUCCAUCGCAGGCCUCGUAGUCCUUGGUGGCAACAUCAAGCACAUCCCUGACCCAAAAGCCAACUUCCGCAACGCUUUUGAGGGCACCACGAGCAACGGAAAUGACCUGUCCAACGCCCUCGUCAGCAUCAUCUUCUCGUACGCGGGUUACUACAAUGCCUUCAACAUGACCAACGAGAUCAAGAACCCGAUCCCCACGCUCAAGAAGAACGGCAUCGUCUCGCUGCUGACGGUCGCCAUCCUCUACAUCCUCUGCAACAUUGCCUACUUUGCCGCCGUGCCAAAGUCCGAGUUUAAGGGGGCCAGCGAGAUUGCGGCCUCCGUCUUCUUCUCCAAGCUCUUUGGCGGGAGUAAGGCCGCGGCCAAUGUGCUCAACUUUUUGGUCUUGUUGAGUGCCUUUGGAAACUUGUUGGCUGUGCUGAUUGGAUCUUCUCGCAUGAUUCGUGAGAUUGGCCGACAAGGUGUUCUCCCAUUCACCAACUUUUGGGUCUCUACCAAGCCCUUUGGAACCCCCUUGGGUCCGUACUUGUUGAAGUGGAUAAUGACCUUCAUCAUGAUUGUUGCGCCGCCUGCUGGCGACGCAUUCGCUUUCGUCGUCGAUCUGGGCAGCUAUCCCACCGCGAUAUUCAAUUUCGCCAUGACCUUUGGCGUCUUUGUCCUCAGACGCCGUCGCCAGCGCUCCGGCAUCAGCCGCUCAGAGUUCCGCGCCUGGGACUUUGUCGUCAUCUUCUUCCUCGCCGUCCAGGUGUUUGUGCUGGCGAUGCCGUGGUGGCCGCCAAAGGGCGGUCCGUACGCAGGAGACGUCAGCUUCUGGUACGCGACGUACUGCGUCGUGGGUAUCGGGAUCAUCAUUCUCUGUAUUUUGUACUACGUCUUUUGGAUGUAUCUGCUCCCUCGCUGGAUGGGAUACGAGAUCCGCACGGAGAUUGUCGAAGUCGAUACAAAUGGUGCCAACACGCAUCGUCUGGUACGCGUGCCCAAGGCAGACCUCGCUGCAUGGGACGACGUGCACGACGAGGCUGGCAACUUGAGGCGACGACAUGUUACUACCGAGCUUGAUUCCGGCAAUUCCAACGAAAAGGGCGCGUUUUGA
Messenger RNA from Colletotrichum orchidophilum, 1785 nucleotides. RefSeq names its product high-affinity methionine permease. Gene Ontology annotation, cellular component: membrane. Lineage: Eukaryota; Fungi; Ascomycota; Sordariomycetes; Glomerellales; Glomerellaceae. Gene Ontology annotation, molecular function: L-amino acid transmembrane transporter activity. The transcript is spliced from 7 exons. The record is from RefSeq and is a predicted model, not a curated record. Gene Ontology annotation, biological process: amino acid transmembrane transport. The coding region runs from base 1 to 1785 and encodes 594 amino acids.